AUGGACGAAGUAUUGUCAGAGAAACCAUGGUCCACUGGCCGCAUACUGAGCCAGACCCAAAGAGAACGUAAGCGAAUAAUGAAUCGAGUCUCUCAAUCCAAACGGAGGGAUAGGUUGAAGAAAUCUGUGAAGUCCAUGGAAAACCGCUUAGACGAUGAUACAACUAUGCGUGAUUUUUUAAGUGGGGCCCUUCGCAGCGUGUUCUCUUAUAAUCCACUACAAGUAUGCACAAAUGAUCAAUUUAAUCAAGACGCCCUAAUUCGAGGCGUUAUUUAUGGGUGGGGCGUUUUGCAAAAGGAAUAUUUUACCUGUCCUAUAUGGAGUAUUCUGAGCCGUAUAGAUAUUUUAUUAACUAAGAACGCGGCAAUAGAGACUCGUCUAGCCGUUCUUCGAGGUAUCCACCUAAUACUUUUGUCUUGGACAUUCCCUGAUCAUCCCCCACCUGUCGCUCCAUGGUUUAGACCAAGAAAAUUUCAAGUAUCCAGUCCCGAUAAUUUAAUAUUUGAUUACUUCGCUUGGCCCCAUUUUCGCGAAAGACUGAUAGCUUCCAACUAUCCAAAACUAACAAACCGAUUCUGGUUUUACUUUUCUCGAAAUAUGCGUUUUGAAUGGCCAUUUCCUCCUAAUCACACUAUCGAUAUCGACAAAGACUCGGGAAAAUAUCACUUUACAAUGACGUGGAGGGCUGCAACUGACUCGAUCCAAAGAUUUACAAUGGGUCCUGAGUUCUUCCAGGCUUACCCGGAUUGUUAUGAAGAUAUCCAGGCCUCGUAUAGUCUAUACGAUAUUGUAAUUUAA
Messenger RNA from Talaromyces proteolyticus, 798 nucleotides. RefSeq lists its product as uncharacterized. The coding region runs from base 1 to 798 and encodes 265 amino acids. Lineage: Eukaryota; Fungi; Ascomycota; Eurotiomycetes; Eurotiales; Trichocomaceae. The transcript is spliced from 5 exons. The record is from RefSeq and is a predicted model, not a curated record.